AAGUGAAAAUACCGUUUGGAAACAAAUACCUUGAUGCCAUCUUUUCAGUCCCAGAGAGGAAACCAACUUAUGGAGUGAUUUUAACCCAUGGAGCUGGAGGAGAUAUGAAUUUCCCUCACUUGGUGUCUUUGGCAGCCUAUCUUGCAGCCCAUGGAGUUCUGUGCCUGCGCUUCACUUGCAAAGGCCUGAACAUUGCUUACAGGACUAAAGCCUUCAAAACAGUUGUGGAAUACUUAAAGCUUUCUGAUGAUUAUAAACUUUUGGGUGUCUUCCUUGCAGGCCGUUCCAUGGGCUCACGAGCAGCUGCCUCUGUGAUACGCCAGCUUAGCCAGGAGGAUGAUGAUGACUUCAUUCAAGGUCUAGUAUGUUUAUCUUACCCAUUGCAUCGACCAAAACUUCAGUCCAAGCUCCGGGAUGAAGAUUUAUUAUUUAUCAGGUGUCCAGUGCUGUUUGUCUCAGGAUCAGCAGAUGAGAUGUGUGAAAAACAAUUGCUAGAAGGUGUGGUGAGCAAAAUGAAAGCCCCUAAAAAAAUCCAUUGGAUUGAUAAAGCAAACCAUGGGAUGGCAGUCAAAGGACGAACAACAGAUGAUGUCAUGGAAGAAAUAAAUGCCCAAGUUUUUUCUUGGCUUAGAGAAUAUAUUGAACCAAAACAUAAAUGAUUUGCAGUGUUUAAGUAGUAUCUUCAUUCAGUGUUUCUUAAAUGUGUCAGAUUGAUGUUUGUUAUUUCAGAGAGGUACAUUUUAAAAAACAGGUAUUUUCAGAGGUUUAAGUGUAAAUGUAAAUAAAACAUUUUUUGCGUUAAUAAAAAAAAUGAAAAACAAUACAGAACUUCUUAAAGGAAGGACAGAAAA
This is a messenger RNA of Apaloderma vittatum (bar-tailed trogon), 851 nucleotides long. It is a transcript of the gene TEX30, whose product is annotated as testis expressed 30. The record is from RefSeq and is a predicted model, not a curated record. The transcript is spliced from 4 exons. Lineage: Eukaryota; Metazoa; Chordata; Aves; Trogoniformes; Trogonidae. Bases 105 to 659 code for a protein of 184 amino acids.